Messenger RNA from Suillus plorans, 918 nucleotides. RefSeq lists its product as uncharacterized. The record is from RefSeq and is a predicted model, not a curated record. Bases 1 to 918 code for a protein of 305 amino acids. Lineage: Eukaryota; Fungi; Basidiomycota; Agaricomycetes; Boletales; Suillaceae. The transcript is spliced from 5 exons.
AUGUCCGAUAGUGCAAAGUGCAAAGUGCAAAGUGCAAAGUGCAAAGUGCAAAGUGCGAUGUCCAAUGUCCAAUGUCCAAUGUCCGAUGAUUUUCAGGUUUGCAUUCGACAUGCAUUGGAAAUUAGACCUCUACGAGGCCACAGAGAUGUCAGUCUCUACAACGGACCAGCAGGAGAUCAGGAACCACCUCGAGUCACCAAUCCCAUUGAGGAUCCUCAUAUCAUCGAUGACUCUCGUAACCUCCGUGACACUCCAGCCAAUGCUCCAGCCAACCCACCCCAAGCUCAUCAUGAGCUCCCUGUCCAUCAUGACCCUCACAAUGGUAUUCAGCGAGGCUCUGACGAAGGUAUCCAGCGAGACCCUCAUGAGGGUGAUGCUGUAUGCCACUCACGGGAACCUCAACGUGAGGUAGUCGACAACCAUCGCAAUGAUCCUUAUGAGGAUACUCCCCAUCAUGCCCCUCGCGACACCUUGCAUGAUCCUCAUCAGCCUCUUCACAGUCAUUCUCGCGAGCCAUGGUACAUGCAUGAGGCUGUGCAUCAUCAUGAGGUCCACCAUUCACGUGAAGAUACCCCAAUCACUGAGCGUGAUGCUCUCUACCCUCGCAAUGCCUUCUACCACCGCAACUCCCGCAAUUACCACCAUGCUGGUUUGCAACCUCAUGACAAUUAUGGACCUGAGCCUCGUGCUAACAGUGAAUUUGCCAUGCGAGACAGCUCUCCGGCCUUGGAGGACUUGGUCCUGACUAUGCUCGUGAGAGUGGAUACUCUUGACGUGAUGACUUUGAUGAAUGGUGGGCAUUUGGUGGAGGAACUUACCGUGACAAUGGGUACCCUCAAGGCAGGACUCGUUACCGGGAUUCCAGAUGGACAGAUCGUUCGAGAUCCUGUCAACCCUCCUCACCCUCCUCCAUCUUAA